Molecule: messenger RNA, 672 nt
Organism: Lodderomyces pseudojiufengensis
Lineage: Eukaryota; Fungi; Ascomycota; Pichiomycetes; Serinales; Debaryomycetaceae
Exons: 1
Coding region: 1-672 (223 amino acids)
Source: RefSeq, a predicted model, not a curated record
AUGUUCAGAGGAACUGUACGUAAAGUGAUACCUUUAGUAGCUUUCGGUAUAGGAUUUGCAUCAUUUCCAAAAAUUUGGAGGAAAGAUCACUUAGAAAAUCGUAAAAUAUCAAAUAUCAAUAAGUCAGUUAUAGAACAAAUAGAAUCAACCCAAGAAUACCAAUCUUUAUUAAAUAAUCCCGAAUUAAGACAAUAUACUUCAAGUAAAGCCUUUCCACAACAACAUCAUAAUAAUUAUGUUAAUACGGGAUUAUUGUUUGGACCUGAUUUAAUGGAGAUAGACCCCAUUGUAUUUAUAAAUGAGAAAAAGGGGGAAUUAACAAGUUUUUAUCAUUUAGGUGAUAAGUUGAUAAGUCAAGAUGGUCAAAUACAUAAUGGAAUCAUCUCAACUAUAUUGGACGAAGGAUUAUGUUCAGCUGGAUUUCCAUUGCUACCAUCACGAAAGGGAGUAACUGCAAAAUUAUCAAUCGAUUUUAAGAAUCAAGCCCCACCACAAAGUACAGUGGUAUUACAUGCUAAAGUUCAAGAAGCAAAAGGUAGAAAAGUAGUAAUAGGGGGAUAUCUAGAAACCUUACCAUUUGACCUGAAAGAAAAACCUUUAUUGAUUGCUGAAUCAAAGUGCAUAUUAGUGGAACCAAAAUGGUUCAAAUACUUCUGGUGGUUGCAAGUAUAG